UCGGAGCGGAAAACAGGUCAUUUGGGAUGGUCGACAUUUUGGUAGCGUCCUAGCAAAAUAAACCGUUUUCGGGCAACCUUUUUUCCUCAGUCUUUGUUUUUGGACGUCGGGAGUUUAAAGUGAAUCAACAUGUGGUAUGAAAUUCUCCCCGGUGUGAUAGCUAUGUGGGUGUGUUUGUCUAUUCCUGGCAUUGCAAUCGCACGCAUCAAUAGUUACACCAACGGAGGAAAACAACAAAGGAUCGCUCGGAAUCAUUGGCAGUGGUYCCUGUUGGACAGGGACAGGCGAGUGUCCGGAACGGGUCGAUUCUACGAAUCCAAGGGACUGGAGAACAUCAAAUGAUGACAAGAACCACAAAGACCUCGACGCCGUGAAAGCUUAUGUUGUAAAUUUACAAGCAUAACCCUUUUUUUUUGCCCCUCAAAACAUGUAUAUUAAAUAAAACUAUUAAUGGCCUAAAACUUA
Austrofundulus limnaeus is the source of this 465-nucleotide messenger RNA. RefSeq names its product NADH:ubiquinone oxidoreductase subunit A1 (gene ndufa1). NCBI's taxonomy places the organism in Eukaryota, Metazoa, Chordata, Actinopteri, Cyprinodontiformes, Rivulidae. The transcript is spliced from 3 exons. Gene Ontology annotation, cellular component: respiratory chain complex I. The record is from RefSeq and is a predicted model, not a curated record. The coding region runs from base 130 to 342 and encodes 70 amino acids.